This is a messenger RNA of Euleptes europaea (tarantolino), 1786 nucleotides long. It is a transcript of the gene TEAD3, whose product is annotated as TEA domain transcription factor 3. The record is from RefSeq and is a predicted model, not a curated record. The coding region runs from base 114 to 1412 and encodes 432 amino acids. Lineage: Eukaryota; Metazoa; Chordata; Lepidosauria; Squamata; Sphaerodactylidae. The transcript is spliced from 13 exons. Gene Ontology annotation, molecular function: RNA polymerase II cis-regulatory region sequence-specific DNA binding; DNA-binding transcription factor activity, RNA polymerase II-specific. Gene Ontology annotation, biological process: embryonic organ development; hippo signaling; positive regulation of transcription by RNA polymerase II. Gene Ontology annotation, cellular component: transcription regulator complex.
GAGUUGCCAUUUGGGGCUCAGGGUCGGAGCCCAGAGCAGCCAUCACAAUAGCGUCCAACAGCUGGAACGCCAGCGGCAGCCCCGGGGAGGGGCGAGAAGAUGGACAGGAAGGGAUGGAUAAGAGUCUGGACAAUGAUGCCGAAGGAGUGUGGAGUCCAGACAUUGAACAGAGCUUCCAGGAGGCACUGGCGAUAUACCCGCCCUGUGGCCGGCGCAAGAUUAUCCUCUCGGACGAGGGCAAGAUGUAUGGUCGCAAUGAAUUAAUAGCAAGGUACAUCAAGUUACGAACGGGGAAAACACGGACAAGAAAACAGGUGUCCAGCCAUAUACAGGUUCUAGCUCGGAAGAAGGUGCGCGAGUACCAGGUUGGCAUUAAGGUCUCUAGCCACUUGCAGGUUCUAGCCAGACGGAAAUCUCGUGAGAUUCAGUCCAAACUGAAGGCUAUGAACUUGGAUCAGGUCUCAAAGGACAAGGCUCUGCAGAAUAUGGCUUCCAUGUCGUCUGCACAGAUUGUCUCUGCCAGCGUCCUGCAGAGCAAGCUCAGCCCCCCUCCGCCACUCCCUCAGGCUGUCUUCUCUGCUCCUCCCAGGUUUUGGAGUGGGCCUAUCCCAGGACAGUCUGGACCUUCUCAGGACAUUAAACCUUUCACACAACCAGCCUACCCCAUCCAGCCACCCAUGCCUCCAUCACUAGCCAGCUACGAGCCCCUGGCUCCUCUCCCACCUGCUGCCUCGGCUGUGCCAGUCUGGCAGGACCGUACGAUCGCCUCCACCAAGCUGCGGCUCCUUGAGUAUUCAGCAUUCAUGGAAGUGCAGCGGGACCCAGAAACGUAUAGCAAGCACCUCUUUGUGCAUAUUGGGCAGACGAACCCCUCCUACAGUGACCCUCUGCUGGAGGCAGUGGACAUCCGCCAGAUCUAUGACAAGUUUCCUGAGAAGAAAGGUGGCCUGAAGGAGCUCUACGAGAGGGGACCUCAGAACUCCUUUUUCCUAGUGAAGUUCUGGGCGGAUCUGAACAGCACCAUUCAGGAUGGUCCUGGUGCUUUUUAUGGUGUCAGCAGUCAGUAUAGCAGUGCAGAAAACAUGACCAUCACAGUCUCCACUAAGGUGUGCUCCUUUGGGAAGCAAGUAGUCGAGAAGGUGGAGACUGAGUAUGCACGGAUGGAAAAUGGACGGUUUGUAUACCGGAUCCAUCGGUCCCCUAUGUGCGAGUAUAUGAUCAACUUCAUCCAUAAACUGAAACACCUCCCAGAAAAAUACAUGAUGAACAGCGUCCUGGAGAAUUUCACCAUCCUGCAGGUUGUUACGAAUAGAGAUACCCAGGAAACCUUGCUCUGCAUAGCCUUUGUUUUUGAGGUCUCCACCAGUGAACACGGUGCCCAGCAUCAUGUAUACAAGUUGGUCAAAGACUAGAGGCCCCGAUUGGGUAACCAGGCUAUUUGAGAGAGGAGAGAAGUCUUGUCAAGAGAAGCCACCCGUAUAGGAUGCCUUGAUGCAAGUCUUUUGAAAGCAAACAACAACAACAACAAAAUGCCAAAAAGGACUGUUUCACAAUCACAGAUGUUUUCUACUUAGGAACUAUUUUUUAAAACAAACAGAAAAAAAUACAGGAAACCAUGAAGUCGGAGGAGUUAUAUCUGAAUGCAGCAGGGGCGGGACUGUCCCUGGGGUUUAGGUCAUCAGUAUUUCAGGAUGGGUUGUUGCUAAGGCCUGGUAUCUCUGGAGGCCUUUCCCAGCACACAGUACCACAACAGCAUCUGGGGAAAUGAGACUGUCACUCUCUUCUU